AUGAUAUAUAUCCAUAUUAUUCAACUAUUAUCAAAUUUCUUUAUCCCAACUAUUCGGCUCUUUUUCGCUUUUUCUCAUAGAACAAAACGAAAUAAAGCGAUCUUCUUCUUACAUAUAAUGUGGAAGUACAGCUGCAUCUAUAAUAAAAAUAAGCUCCUUGAGAGUUGUCAAGUGUAUAUAGACUGUACAACAACUCGUACCACUAAUAAUUUCACGAUGCUAAAAAUUAGACGUUUUAGCACUUUCAGCAACAGGUUAGGUCCUUUUCCACCUUUAAAUUCAGUGAAAGAUAAAUUUAUCUUCAAGUCAUCAUCGGAGACUAGUAGCAUCAGCUCUAUAAUAGAGAAUAAGCAAGAAAAAGGGAACGUGAUCAUUAACGGUUGGAUUGACGCAAAGCCAAAGAAAGUUGGUAAAAAUUUAAUUUUUGGGACCUUAAGGGACACCAAUGGUGAAACCAUCCAAAUAGUUGAUUCUCAGUCUUUACUGAAGGAUAGUCAAGUCGAAGACGUUGUCCAAAUCGUUGGUGAAUUAUCCGAAAAAAAGAAGUCUGGCAAUGCGGCUUCCCAAGCUAAUUGCCAUAACAAAGAAUUUGAACUCAAGCUUCUAAACUUGCAAAAGUUGAAUCAAGCCAACAAGAAACCUUCUCAAUUGCAAGAUUUUAAGAUCAAGGAUACUAACUUCCCUCCAGAAUAUAGGUAUUUACAAUUGAGACUACCCAAAUAUCAAAGGAACUUGGAGUUAAGAUAUGAAGCAUCUAAGAGUAUAAGGUCCUUGUUGGACUCCUUUAACUUUGUUGAGAUUGAAACACCGCUCUUAUUUAAAUCUACACCGGAGGGUGCUCGCGAGUUUUUGGUUCCAACAAGAGGUAAAAUAGAUGGCGAAGCUUCGUUUUAUGCGUUACCGCAAAGUCCACAGCAGUAUAAACAAUUAUUAAUAGCCAGUGGCGUUCAUCGUUAUUUCCAGAUUGCUCGUUGCUUCCGUGAUGAAGACCUUAGAAGUGAUAGACAACCCGAAUUCACCCAAAUUGAUAUGGAAAUGGCAUUUGCUGCUGGUAAAGACGUCAGGGAAGUUAUUGAAAAGGUUGUCACCUGCACUUGGAAUAAGCACAAUGUUGCAGGAACUGAUUUACAUACUUUAGACAAGGCAGGAAAUAUAGUUCCUGCCUCUUCUGAACAGAAGAUUGCCCAACUUACCUACCAACAUGUUAUGACGAACUAUGGUAUUGAUAAACCUGAUUUGAGAUCGCCUGAUUUGAAGAUAAUGGAUCUAUCUGAAUUUAAGGCAUACGGUUAUACCAAUAAAGACUUUCCUGUGUUUGAAGUGUUAGUGCUACGUAACGCCUUUGAGAGUAUGGAAAACUUUGAAAAAGAAUGGGGCUUUUUAUCUAAAACUGAUAACUACAAGAGUAGAACGCCAAUAGUUGUUCCAAUCGAAAAUGAAGACGCUCAAACGUCUUGGUUCAAUAAAUUCUUGUCGAUUGCAGCUUUUGAGAACCCAAAGUUAGUCACUAAAUUCUUAAAUCUGCAAAAGGGUGACAUAAUCAUCGGUUCGACAAGAGAACCGACCCGCAGACUCUUCGAAAACCCAACGCCUUUGGGUAGGGCUCGUCAACUAGUCCUACAAACUGCGAAAGGAAAGGAACUAUUCCGUAAAACAGACGCCUCUGUUGCAGCAUGGGUAGUUGAUUUCCCGCUCUUUUCACCUGUAGAAAAGGCUGAAACAACUCAAAGGCUCUAUCCGGAAUAUGUUCCGGACAGUUUCUGCUCCACCCAUCAUCCAUUUACAAUGGUCAGUUUGAAGGACUACAAUAAAUUGGAAUCUGAUCCUUUGGCUUGUCAUGGUGAACAUUACGACCUUGUUAUUAAUGGAGUGGAGUUAGGUGGAGGUUCAACUAGAAUUCACGAUCCAGAGUUGCAAAAUUUCAUUUUCCACAAUAUUCUAAAGAUUAAGAACUCAGAAGAACUCUUUGGUCACUUGUUGAAUGCAUUUAAAAUGGGAACCCCUCCACAUGCAGGAUUUGCUAUUGGUUUCGAUAGAAUGUGUGCUAUGCUAUGUGGCACUGAAAGUAUCAGAGAUGUAAUUGCAUUCCCUAAGAGUAUCAGUGGUGUGGAUAAAGUUGUUGGUAGCCCAUCAAAGGUUCCAUCUUAUACACUUACUGAAUACAAUAUCAAAUCUAACACGGAUUUGGAUUAA
Messenger RNA from Kluyveromyces marxianus DMKU3-1042, 2193 nucleotides. RefSeq names its product aspartate--tRNA ligase MSD1 (gene MSD1). The record is from RefSeq and is a predicted model, not a curated record. The coding region runs from base 1 to 2193 and encodes 730 amino acids. The transcript has a single exon. Gene Ontology annotation, molecular function: ATP binding; aspartate-tRNA ligase activity. Gene Ontology annotation, cellular component: mitochondrion; cytoplasm. Gene Ontology annotation, biological process: aspartyl-tRNA aminoacylation. NCBI's taxonomy places the organism in Eukaryota, Fungi, Ascomycota, Saccharomycetes, Saccharomycetales, Saccharomycetaceae.